GUUACGAGUUGUGGAAGUUAAUGCUAGGAAAAGUGGUGGAGAAUUCUCAACUGCAGUUGCAACACCAAUAUCACCAUCAGUUAAACUUGAAGGAGAAGGAAAGCUAGAUGGACAAUUUGAUAUUACACCACAACCGUGUUCAAGCAAAAUUGUGGUCGAGUCUAAAAAAGAUGGAUCUAGCUUGCUAGAAGAUCGAAACAAUGAGUGGCCAUUCAACAGUGUUUGUGAAUCGCUUUGUGUAGCGUUAUUUCAUCCUUGCUGGGAAGUUCGACACGGUGCAUGUAUUGGCUUACGGGAAAUUCUCAAAGUUCACGGGUAUGGGGCCGGACGUCGAGUUGGAUUGACGAAAGAGGAAAAUGAAAUUAGGAAUAAUAAAUGGUUGGAAGAUGUUGCUAUUCGUUUACUUUGUGUGUUUGCGCUUGACCGUUUUGGCGAUUAUGUUUCAGAUCAGGUCGUAGCACCUGUACGUGAAACUUGUUCGCAGACAAUGGGUGCCCUUCUUCGAUACAUGUCUCCUCGAGGUGUAGAGAAUGUCCAUGGGGUUUUAUUGCAAAUGAUCUAUCAAUCAGAUACAUGUGAUGGAAAACCAUCGAUAUGGGAGGUUAGACACGCCGGAAUGUUGGGUCUAAAGUAUGCCGUCGCAGUACGCAAGGAUCUUGUGAAUGACAUUUUAGAUGGUAUAGUCGAUGCAGUAAUAGUUGGAUUAAAAGAUAGUGAUGAUGAUGUUCGAGCAGUCGCAGCAUCUAUCUUGAUACCUAUCGCUGACUACUUUGUCGAACUUUCUGCGAAGAAAAUACCGGAAAUUGUGUCAGUAUUGUGGGAUUGCCUCAAAGACCUUAAAGAUGAUUUGACAGCUUCUACAGCCAGU
Molecule: messenger RNA, 868 nt
Organism: Acaulospora morrowiae
Lineage: Eukaryota; Fungi; Glomeromycota; Glomeromycetes; Diversisporales; Acaulosporaceae
Source: the annotation of a GenBank genome assembly